UGAAAAAAAUCUGUGCAAAAUUGUCUAUGACUCCAUCACAUGACCACUUUAUUUUGUUCCCGUGAUCAACUUUAGAAAAUUCAAAAAUAUUAACGCGCAAUGGCCAAAGUGGAAAUAAUUGACAUCCUCGAACACUCUCUAGAUAGCAGUGGUGAUAACGAACAUAUACUGGGCUUGAUUGGCGACGAAGCAUACGAGAAUACAGACAGAACACAAAUAAUUGCCCAGCCGAUUAUAGAUGGGGCUGAGGAAGAUAGCUCAAGUUAUAGCUUCAAAGAUAUGUCUGGCAGUACAUACAAGUUAGUACAAAUCCCAGACAAGCAGCUUACAAAUAAUAUGUCUUCCCGUUCUCCUGCAAAUGGAUUACCCGGUGGGGAGUUCUAUGUUAUAAGUAAUCCUGUUGAGGUGUUUGGUACAACAGCCACACAGAAGAAAGUAAUAAGAAGGCAGCCGCCUAUAGAGAAAACAAUUACAAAAAAGAGAGAUGAUAAACGACGAGCCACUCACAACGAAGUGGAGAGACGUCGCCGGGACAAGAUCAACUGUUGGAUCGGCAAGCUGGCUGCUCUCAUACCCAACUCAGGGCUGCCCGACACCAACAGCAAGGGCGGCAUACUGGCAAAAGCGUGCGACUACAUCACUGAGCUCACAGAGAAACAGAAAAAGUUAGAAAGACUGGAAGUGGACAAGGAGAAACUGGUGCUGGAAAUAUAUAGGCUAAACGAAGAGCUCACCGAACUGAGGAACGAGAACUCAUCAAUGCGACUGCAGCUUGCGGACAACUGCAUAGUGACCAGCCAUCGGCAGAAAGGUCAGAGGUCCUAGUCGCUGAUAGUUAAUGGACAGUAAAAUUUAACUAAUCUAUGUCACACUGUUCAAGACUUGAAAUGUGUAAUAUUUUCUUCCUUUCUCUGUCGGAGAUCAGUCAGACCAUAAUCCGAACAAAUGACUGCUUAGUAUGUUGUUUCAGGCUCUGCAAAUCCACCGCAGACCAAUUAUUGUAUUGGACCUGCCUCGCUAUACGUUACUUUUCUGUCAAAGUAUAUGAUCAACGAUCUAAUGCGAUUAUAAAAACUGUCUCUAGAAUCGAUGGUAAAUAGUUGUAAUUGUGUUCGUCGAUUAAAGAGCUCCUUAAAAAUGUUUUUGUAAAGUUGAAUGGUGUAAAAAACUGGCAACUUCUAGUUUAGUAUAAGAUAUAUACCAAAUCGAAGCGCGUUUUCCUCAGAAAAUGACAGACAAUUUUGUCCGUGACUAUGAGUGUGAUACAGGUCCUUCUAUAAUUGGUCUGAGACAUCCACUGAUGUAGCGUCCCUCCAGGAAUGAGUAUUUAUUACUAUACUAUGUUAGCCAGUCGUGUCCGUUUCAGGCGGAAUUUACGAUCCCUGACGUCUAACAAUUUGCAGGGUUAUUAUGUAACUCGGUGUACCAUUCAAGUAAUCAGUCACUGCAUCGCUUUUCAUCGUAUUUUCGUUUUUGCAGUCAUCUAAUAUUGUGUUUUCAACGAAAUGACACAAUUAUCGUCAUUUUAAUUAUCGUCAUAAAAUAACAUUAGUGUAGUAGUGAUAGUAACGUUAUUUUAACGAAAAACUGAUAUUUACGUAAUUUCGUUGAAAUAAUCAUGUUAGAUGAUCGUAGAAACAAAAAAACGUUAGCACUUAAUGUAAAAUAGUGCAGUCAAGCUUAUUUCGUUGAAAUAACUAUAUUAAAUCAUCAAAUAAUAUUUACGUAAAAUUUUUGCAGCCGAAACAACACAUUAGCAAGUGACGUCAUUCAUAGAGAUAAUAGCGUGGUUGGCGUUUGCAGUGAUGUGAUAUAUGACGUCACCGCAAGCGCCAAUCACAAACCGGCGCCUUGUAGCGAAUGACGUCACAGUUUUAUGAUUGGCGUUUGCGGUGACGUGAUAAAAAUACAAUUUUGUUUAGUAAAAAUAUUACAAUUACGAGAUUAUUUUCACAAAUAAAAAUGUGAUUAAAGUUUCUAGGCAUCUAAACUGCCUAUAUGCAAAAAAUAUUCUUAGUUUUAAACAGCAGGCGAGUAGCCUAUUCCUUGAUUAACACAAUUAAGACACGUAUUCUUGCUAUGGUGAACAGGGUAGCCGUGAUAGCCAAGUGGAUAUGACCUCUUCCUCCGAUUUCCGGAGGGUGUGGGUUCGAAUCCGGUCCGGGGAUGCACCUCCAACUUUUCAGUUGUGUGCAUUUUAAAUAAUUAAAUAUCACGUGUUUCAAACGGUGAAGGAAAACAUCGUGAGGAAACCUGCAUACAAGAGAAUUUUCCCAAUUCAUUGGGCCAGCGUGGUGGACUAUUGGCCUAACCCCUCUCAUUUUGAGAGGAGACUCGAGCUCAGCAGUGAGCCGAAUAUGGGUUGAUAAUGGUGAGCUUGAACAGUGUGCCAUUUACAAGUGGUGACCAUUUUAGAAAUAACAAAGUAUAACUGUAUCGUGAUGUUCAUGAAACGGUGCUGAGUUGAAUGUGUAGCAAAUAAGUAUGUGUCGCGUAAUUAUGUAUAGUGUAUUGUAUAGAUUGGUUAUUGGUUAUAUUGAUGUUAUUGUACCAUUAUUGUUGAAAUUAUUAUUAUUUACAGCUUUGAUGGUAAUGUUAUAAGCAAUCAAACUUCGUUAUUCAUCAUUCUUUUUUACUUGUGUGUGAGAUCAUCUGAAUUAAUCCAAUUAAAUGAUUGCGUUUGAACGUUUUAGGAAAAGUAAGUGAGAAUAUCUAAAUUCAAUCCUGUAAAAGUAAACUUGAACUAUAUAUGGAAUUGAAAUAGCGCCAUCUAAUUAUGGAUUGUGUUACCUACGCUAUCUAGUCUAAUUAAUUUGAAGUUAAAAGUUAUGUGGAAUAAGACAGCGCAAUCUAGCUAACACGAGAGAAUGAUAGACAUGUUAACUCACACUCCUGCACAUUUAUUGAUGUAGCGUUGUAUGAUAUAUUUUCAAAAAAGCUCUUCUUCUAAAAAAAUUCUCGAUAGAUUCUAACCUGCAGAUAGAAAGUUUAUGAUGUUAAGUCAAGUAUUACGAAUAUACGUUUAUUACAAUUAAUUGUCACGCAUGCUUACGUAAACAUUCUUACAUGCUUUUUUUUGAACUUGUAAGAAUUUUCGAAAACGCGUUUCGUUUUCAGACAUAGACAGAGUGUGGGUUGGCAUGUUUAAACAGUAGUAAAUAUCUAUAUUAGCCCAGCAGGGUUAUUAUGUAACUCGGUGUACCAUUCAAGUAAUCAGUCACUACAUCGUUUUUCAUUGGUGUAGUGACUCAUUGUUUGAAUGGUUCACUGAGAUACAUAAUAAGGGCGCAGAUCCCCUCCUAUGUAACACAGUUGAAGGCCGGAGUAUGUAGUGGGCCAUUCAAAGGGACUGACAUUAAUGACUGCACACUAAAAUAGCAUUACUAUCUAAGUAAAUAUCAUGUAUUGUUUAGUUACGAAAUUUUUCGUUUUGCGGUAUGAAAUGAAACUUUUGUAAUAAUUUGUUAUAUUAAAACAAUCAAUCAUAACAUAAUAUGUUGUGUAAUCUGCCAUUUCGUUUGGCGACGUUGUCUUUUUGUCAAAUAUCUAAGUAUGAUAAUUAUUUCAGUGAACAAUUUCGCUUUAAAUUAUAUGUUGUACAUUGCAGUGUUUAAAAGUAUGGAGGUGGUAAAAAUAGUAGAAUAUGUAUUAUCGUACACAGAAAAAUUAAAAACCUCAUUGUCUUAUGAAACAAAAUUUCUGAUCAAUGAAAUUUAAUUUCGCCAUCUCCACACUAACGGUCAUAUUUAUAAACAUGGAUUAAGAUUUAAACCUCAAUUAUGUUCAAAGUAAAGUGGACCUAACCACUACUAUUUAUAGUUUACUUUACUGUGAAGUAAAUUAAUGCUUAAAUUAAAAUCCAUGUUUAUAAAUAUGGAUGUGAAUGGGUUUCAAUGUUAAUUUAUUAUCUCUCCAGGUAUGGUCUUUUAAAAUCUACUACUGAUAGUCUAGAAUAGAAGCCGGGCAAAGUUUUUGCACUAGAUUACUGUAGUCCAGCCGCUCAGAGAUUGCGAUUCUGCCACCUGUCAAUGUCAUCUUUUUAUAUUUGUUAACUAAUUGUUAAUAACUUUAGCCUAAAAUUAAAACGUUUAUUGUAAGUUGGCAUAAUUAUUCAAUUUUUAAUGUUAGUAAGAGAUAUAUAAAAUUUUGCCGUCAGUUUGAAGUUACAUCGCCCAUUCGAUCAUGAGAAACGCAAUCUCUGAGCGGCCGAACUUUUAAAAUCUAAUCUAAUUUUCUGUGAGAGGAUGAACCUAUGAUUUUUUCCCCUUCAUAGUUCUCCACUGCCGUGGCUAACAGGGGUACAGGGAAAUUAGCUUGAUUUUAAUUAAUUGUAAAAAAACCCCCGUUCUUGGACUAACACAUACUUAAGUUAGAUUAUUGGAAACAACUAUAUAGAUUAUUUACAAGUAGUCAAUAAAAGAUAUUACUGUACAAAAAUAUAAUAGUUAUAACUUAUACCGGGAGACAUUAAUCGAAUUUACGAGGCAGCAAUAAUGUACAAUGCAUUAUAAUGUGUAUAAAAGUUGAUGUAGUUACGCGUAUUGUAUAUUAAUUUACUCAGUAUCAGGAACUGCUAGACUAUUUAAUCAUGAUCACGUUCGCGUAAUGUAAGGCGAUGUUAUGUAAUAGACUAAGAAAUCCAAAAGUAACUACUUAAUAUACUCUUAAAAAAGACAAUGUCUUUCAAUAUGGUACAGUUAAAUUUUAAUUUAUUGAAAGACUAGCGGACCCGGUCAAGCUUCGCUUUAACUUAUGUGCACUUCUUCCCUAUCCUGCACUACCCUACUCCUGCCCCUACCCCUACCCUACCCUAGCCUACCCCUAUUUCUUGAGUCUUAAAAGUUGCUUUUCUAUACCUCCACAAAAAUUUCAAGACCAAGAUAAGAUAAAUCUGCACAGCCGUUCUCGAGUUUUAGCGAGACUAACGAACGGCAACGCGUACCCACAUCAAAUGAAAAAAAAAAUAGAUUUUAGCUCAGAAAAAUUAAAUUAUGGAUUUCAAAUGUAACUUCCAUGUUAGAUAUAAUGUUAUUUAUUUGUAUUAUUUUAAUUUUAAUUUAAUUUGUUAAGGUUCGCAAUAAGUGUUUAGACUCACUUAUUAAGUAUGUCACCCGAACAGAAAGUUAUCUGGCCCGGAUUGUCCGGCCGCUCUGAUAGUGCGUUUGCACACCCAUUAAUGUCAAUGACAUAUUUAAAAUCUAUUAUUAACCUUUAAUUAACAUUAAAAAUUAAAUUGUUAUACCAACUUAUUAAUAAACGUAUUAAUUUUAGGCUAAAAUUAUUGACAAUUAAUUAACAAAUGUAAAAAGGUGACAUUGACAGGUGUCAGGAACGCAAUCUCUGAGCGGCCGGACUUAAGUGUACUGUUUUUCAAAAUGGCGACCGCUGCGACGUCAGUUCUUUGAGACAAAAAUAUACGAGUAAUACAGACAUAGAUCGAGGGCCGUCUCUGAGGAGUCGUUAAGCCCAUCUCUUCUGCUUCUGCCUUCAAACCCCAUCAGGCGAUGCUUCUGUGACAUCUCUGAGGUCCCAAUAAGGAGCCUACGCCACUACACAAUCAGGAGAAAAAAACUGACUGUAGAUCGGUCUUAAAUGUUUAUACGAAACCGAACAAUUAAUGCCGGCUCCACAUUAGUGCCGUGGAUUCUCGCCAUGAAUUCACAAUCGUUUGAAACCGGCCGCGAAAUGGAAGUAGAAUCUGCUGCAGUAAUAAUUUCAAACGAUUGUGAGCAUCCAGUGAAUGUGGAGGGCAUGGACUCGUGCCGAGAAUUCAUGCCGAGAAUUCGCGCGUGAAUUCACGGCACUAAUGUGGAGCCGGCUUUGGAUCUCAAAACGGGAAGAUAAAGCGUAUGCAACAACCAUAAAGAUUACAAAUUGUUUUUAAAGACUAAAGUUUACUAUAGGCGAAGGUUUUGUUGUAAACAGCCUACAAAAUGUAUUUUUAGUUAGACCCUUGUACAUUAUAAUUAUAAAUUAGUUUACGUGAUAUGGAAAUUAUUGUAAACUCCUAUUAUGAGUUUGUUUUAGUGAAGCGCUAAUUUUAUGAACCAGUAGUUUUACGUAAAAUAAUUUUGUACAGAGAAAUAAAAUGAAAUAAAUUAAAAUUAAAA
Messenger RNA from Bicyclus anynana (squinting bush brown), 6110 nucleotides. It is a transcript of the gene Usf, whose product is annotated as upstream stimulatory factor 2. Bases 100 to 825 code for a protein of 241 amino acids. The record is from RefSeq and is a predicted model, not a curated record. Gene Ontology annotation, molecular function: RNA polymerase II cis-regulatory region sequence-specific DNA binding; protein dimerization activity; DNA-binding transcription factor activity, RNA polymerase II-specific. Gene Ontology annotation, biological process: regulation of transcription by RNA polymerase II. The transcript is spliced from 7 exons. NCBI's taxonomy places the organism in Eukaryota, Metazoa, Arthropoda, Insecta, Lepidoptera, Nymphalidae.